CCCGGGCGCAGCGGGGACCCCCUCUCCCGGCGCCGCCGCCGCCGCCACCCGGCAGCGCUGGCGCCCUCGGCGCGGAGCCCCGCCCGCCCCGCGGCCUCCCCCGCCGUGUCCUAGCGACGCCCGGGGACGCGGCCGGCAGCGCCGGGACCGCGGGCAGGGCCAGGCCCCUCACGGCCGCCCCUCGGCCCGCCGCCGCCAUGAGCGGCCCGCCGCCGGGAUUUCUUGCAACCUACAAUAGCCUUACAGACAAACACCUGGUUGGAUAUUUCAGCAAUACCAGGAUAAGACGGCAUCUUCAGAGAUCAGGACUGAUCUCAAGGAGUGGAAGAAUAAUAUCUGAGAAAGAGUACCGACUAAAUGCUAUGAGGAGGGAGCACCAACAAUACGUACAGGAGUGCCUGGCUCGGGCCAUAUUUCAUAAGGUCCUUGACAUGGAGCGUCAUCAUCAGCUGGAAAUAAAAAGGAAACUUGAAAAUUCUUUGGGGAAGGAGAGGGUGCAGCAAAUCAAGGUGGAACAAUCCAGAAGAUCAGUGGAAGAUGCCAGACCUACGCGGUCCCCACAUCCACCCCUUGGUCCAAGAAAUCAUUAUGGGCUCCAGCCUUCAGUGGCUGGAGAACCAACCGGUCACUCACAACUGAUUGAAGGGAGACUUCCAGUCCUGAGUGACCGUCUGCCCCCCAUACAGAGGGCACCUGGACCUCUAGUUGAUUAUGCUGGUGGACACCCUUCUCAUCAACGCCGAUGCAAGGAACCUGUCUUUUCUAAGACGACUUCCUGGCGACCAAAUACAGCUCCAGGAAAUAUGCAAUACCCACUUCGACUCCAACCACUUCGCAGCUGUGCUGUAGUAGGGUCUAUACCAAAGACUUCAAGCUCUAAACAGAAGUGCCACACACUUGAACAUGAUCAGCAGUUUGCCACUGGGGGGGAGAGGAGUGGGUUAAGACUUAUGAAUUCAAUGGAAUAUGUGACUGGUAUAUCCCCAUAUCAACUCCCCGUCAUUAACAAUUAUGUGGUACCGGUGCCACCUCCGCCCCUGCAAAAAGGAGAUAAGAAUGUAAAUGCAGUGAGAAAUGGGAUGCCCAGAGGGAGACGAUUUCGUCCCACCACUGCACCAAAUGGCUUAGAGCAACUUUUAACAAAGAAUUCUGGAGGAUUCCCGAAGUCCUCGUUACGCAGCAACGCAUUUGUUACCAUGGUCUUUCUAGGAAAAAGUGUGCAUUUAUCUCACAAUGACGCUGAUUACAGAGAUGAAAUCAAAGUCUAUCAGCAGCAUUGUGGAGGAGAAAACCUUUGUGUCUACAAAGGGAAGCUAUUGGAAGGAGAAGCCUUUCAGUUCGUCUCAAAGAGGCACCAUGGUUUCCCGUUCAGCCUCACCUUUUUUCUCAAUGGGAUACAAGUGGACAGGUUGAGCUGUUGCUGUGAGUACAAACAUCAGAAGCGUUCCAGGCUGGGAGGCAGACAUGGAUACUUCGGGUUUCUUAAUGUGGAGGGAGCAUCUCCUUGCUACAGGUGCAUUAUUGCAAUGGGUCUGGACAAAAAGCCAUCCCCUCCCAAGAGAAAGAUGGAGGACCAUGAGGAAAAGCAUGUGGGUUCCUGGAGAGAUGGAGUGCGCAGUGAGCCAAGUAAAAGCAGUGUUGAGCAGAAACCAAGCAAAGAUUCAGUGUUAGUCAUCUUACCAGGUCAUGAAGCGAGUGUGGACACUAUUGAGGACAAAAUGGAGACCGGACAGGAGUACAGAAAAGAAGAAAGGAAAAAACUGUCUGAUCGUGAGAGUGAAGAUAGUCAGGAAGACACCGGUAAAAAUGAGUAUGAUGAAGAUUUUGAAGCAGAUGAAGAAGUUAAAGAAGAGCGACAGAUGGGUGAUCAAAUGAAUGGAAUGUCAAAGUCAUCCUCAGAUGAUAAAGAACAUAAUUUAGACUAUGAAAAGGACAGUAAAACCUCAUCACAAAAGGCACUGCAGGCCUCUGACAGCGAGAAAGAUGGAAGUGAUGGAUAUUCUGACAGUGAGUCAGAGGAUGAUAAACAAGGUGGGAGGUCUGCACACUCUCUCUCAUCCAUCAGCACCCAGGAUAGCAGUGAAGAUGACUCUCAUGCUGGAACGAUGAAAGACAAUGUUAAGGGCAAAGGGGAGUAUGAUAUCAAAAGGACAUCUGAUAACGCAGCACAUGCACAAUAUGGAAAUGAGAAUGGGGAGAAUAAACUGCUCAGAAUGGGAGAAAAUCAGGAAACUUUUGCACUGGAAAAGGAAGGAAUAGAUGAAGCAGAAAAGGCAAAACCAGAAGAUCUAACAGCAAGGGAAGAUACUGGAAUUUUUCAUGAAAAUAUAAUAGAAAUACAGCAUCAAAGUCCUGAAGUUAAUGGGGAACUCAAACAGGCUGGGUCAGUAGAAAGUGACAUAGGGGAAGAUGGGGAUAAGAAUGCAAGUACCAGGAGGGAUGAUGGGCAGGAAAGUCCUCUAGUGCCUUUGGAAAGCAAUACGAUGGAAGCGGAGGACAGCAAUGAAGAGUGUCCUCAGAGUGACGAAGGAGGUGUUUUUGACGAUUGCAAGCCAGACCAGGAGGAAACGGCAAAGGCAAUUGGAAAUGAUCGUCAGGUGAAUUCUGAACCUGAACCUGAACCUAAUGAUUCCUGUGCAGAUGAGGAAGAAGAGGACGUAGCAAGUACAGAGCAUGACGCCAGUGAAGCACCAGAUGGAGCUUUCCUGGCAGAAGGAACAAGAACACUUGAUGUGCAGAAGGCAGCAGAACAAGUGGUACGAGAAGGGCAGAUGGUAGGGGAGAGACAAGCACUUGAGAAGGAAGAUUUUGUUGCCGAGGGAGGAGAUGCUCGCGCCGAAGAGGCAGGAGAAGAAAUGGCACGGGUGGGAGAUUUGCUGCCCGGGGAAGAGACGGUGGCGGUGCUGCAGGCAGGGGGUCAGCUUGCGCUGGAGGAAUCCGCACCUGAGGAGAGUGCCACGGCAGAAGAAGAUCCCAGGGGAAAGGGGACAGGGAAGGGAACGGAGCCUGGCGCAGAGGUGGCACCUGGGGAGCAGGAGGUUCUGAUGGAGGGGACGGAGAGAGAGGCAGCACUGGGAGAGCAGGCGCCUGGGGGAGAGGAGCCGUCAGGGGCACUGCUAGGCGGGGAGGCAGGCGGAGCGGUGUCCGAGGGGCAGGAGGCGGCUGGGGAGGUCUCUGAGGGAGAAGAGGCUGCGGAGGAGGCCUCCGAGGAGGAGGAGGCUGUGGGAGCAACAGGGCCGCCGGUGAAGGAGAUGGUAGGUGAGACGGUGUCUGAGGGAGAGGAGGCCGUGGAGGAGGGGGGUUCUGCGGGGAAGGGCGUUAUGGCGGGUGCUGUGUCUGAGGGAGAGGAGGCUGUGCAGGAUGCGAACUCGGCAGAAGAAGGGAUUGCUGGGGUGGUUGGCCCUCAAGGAGAAGAGGCUGUAGAGGAAGCCAUUUCUGAAGGGAAGGAGGCUGUGGAGAAGCCUGGAGCUCUCCCGGAAACAUUAGGGGAUACGAGUGUUUGCGCAGGAGAAGCAAUGCCUGGAGGAGAAGACUUUGUAAAGCCAAAUGAGUUUUCCCAGCUGAAAGCAGCAGGGGAAGAGCGGAUGGAGAUGGGGAGAGCUGCCAUAGGAGCAGCAACAUCUGAGACUGGCAAGGCGUCAGAGGUAGAAGGGAACUCUCUGCUGAGGGCAGAGGACGCAGCGGAGGAGUCUGUGGAGCCUGGCAAGGGUCCCGUGUUGCAAGUAGCACCUGGAUUAGAGGCACUGGUGGGUGCUGGAGGGGAUCCCGUAAGUGAAGGGUCAUCUUGGUUGGAGGAGACCGCAACAGUGGAGAAGGAGGAGGGCUCAGCAGAAGCACUUUUGGGUGGAAACCCAUCUCUGGGCAGCAAAGCAAAGACAGAGAGCCCAGUGGAAGAAAAACCCGAUGGAGAGGUGAUGGAAGUAUCUGCAGAGAAAGCCAGAGCGGGGUCAGGAGUUGAGGGGGAGGUCACGUGUGGAGCCGCAGGCCCCAGGGAGGUGGCAGCUGGGAUGGAGGGAUCGCUGGAGGGAGCGGCAGGGGAGCCGGCACUGGCGGGGGCAGCAGCGGGGCAGGAGGUGGUGGCUGGGGACAGCGGGGAUGUUGUAAACCCAGAUGCAGUUGUCGUGCCCUCGGUACAGCCCCAGGAUGGGGAAGAAACUUUCCUUUAA
This is a messenger RNA of Grus americana (Whooping crane), 4166 nucleotides long. It is a transcript of the gene ERICH3, whose product is annotated as glutamate rich 3. The coding region runs from base 198 to 4166 and encodes 1322 amino acids. NCBI's taxonomy places the organism in Eukaryota, Metazoa, Chordata, Aves, Gruiformes, Gruidae. The record is from RefSeq and is a predicted model, not a curated record. The transcript has 16 exons.